This is a messenger RNA of Manis javanica (Malayan pangolin), 6193 nucleotides long. It is a transcript of the gene DCUN1D1, whose product is annotated as defective in cullin neddylation 1 domain containing 1. Gene Ontology annotation, biological process: protein neddylation. Gene Ontology annotation, cellular component: ubiquitin ligase complex. Gene Ontology annotation, molecular function: cullin family protein binding; ubiquitin-like protein binding; ubiquitin conjugating enzyme binding. The record is from RefSeq and is a predicted model, not a curated record. Lineage: Eukaryota; Metazoa; Chordata; Mammalia; Pholidota; Manidae.
CCUCCUCGGGCCGCGCCGGGUCCGCCCCGCACUGCGCAUGAGCGGGAGCCCGGCGAGCCCGUGAGAGGAGCCGCCGCCGCCGCCGCCGUCCAUUCGCUGCGGAGCCGGAGGAGGAGGGGAGAGGCCUGGAGGACACCAACAUGAACAAGUUGAAAUCAUCGCAGAAGGAUAAAGUUCGUCAGUUUAUGAUCUUCACACAAUCUAGUGAAAAAACAGCAGUAAGUUGUCUGUCUCAAAAUGACUGGAAGUUAGAUGUUGCAACAGACAAUUUUUUCCAAAAUCCUGAACUUUAUAUACGAGAGAGUGUAAAAGGAUCAUUGGACAGGAAGAAGUUAGAACAACUAUACAAUAGAUACAAAGAUCCUCAAGAUGAAAAUAAAAUUGGGAUAGAUGGUAUACAGCAGUUCUGUGAUGACCUGGCACUCGACCCAGCCAGCAUCAGUGUAUUGAUCAUUGCAUGGAAAUUCAGAGCAGCAACACAGUGUGAGUUCUCCAAACAGGAGUUCAUGGACGGCAUGACAGAAUUAGGAUGUGACAGCAUAGAAAAACUAAAGGCCCAGAUACCCAAGAUGGAACAAGAAUUGAAAGAACCAGGACGAUUUAAGGAUUUUUACCAGUUUACUUUUAAUUUUGCAAAGAAUCCAGGACAAAAAGGAUUAGCAAUGAAUGAGAGUUCCUGUUGCUUCACAUCUUCGCCAGCAUUUGGUGUUGUCAGUGUUUGGAUUUGGGCCAUUGCAAAAGAUCUAGAAAUGGCCAUUGCGUACUGGAAUUUAGUGCUUAAUGGAAGAUUUAAAUUCUUAGACUUAUGGAAUACAUUUUUGUUGGAACAUCAUAAACGAUCAAUACCGAAAGAUACUUGGAAUCUUCUUUUAGACUUCAGUACAAUGAUUGCAGAUGACAUGUCUAAUUAUGAUGAAGAAGGAGCGUGGCCUGUUCUUAUUGAUGACUUUGUGGAAUUUGCACGCCCUCAAAUUGCUGGGACAAAAAGUACAACAGUGUAGCACUAAAGGAACCUUCUAGAAUGUACAUAGUCUGUACAAUAAAUACAACAGAAAAUUGCACAGUCAAUUUCUGCUGGCUGGACUGAACUGAAGAUCAAUCCUCACAAUUCAAGACUGAGGGUUGAGACAAAACUUUAAGGAUACAUCUUGGACCAUAUCGUAUUUCAUUCUUCUAAUGGUGGUUUGGGCUUGUCUUCUAGUCUGGGCCACUCUAAACAUUUAUAAUUCCAACAUUGUGGAUUUCAUCUAUCUGUGGACCAUCCUAGUUUAUCCUCCCAUAAGUCUUAGAAGCUUUAUGGUGAUUAUUUUGAGGUUUCCAUUCUUGCAUAAAGCACAAUGCUGUCUUCAUCAGGAAACAGUUUGGCAUAAAAAUUAAAUGUAUGAACAUCACAAACAAUUUAUAAAAACUUCUUAAAUAUAUGCUUUGGGCUAGUUGCAAAGACUAUGCUAAUAGCACUUCCAAUGAGAGGGAUAUAUUUAAGUGUACUGGAUCUGCAAUGAUGUCUUGGUUUGGGGGAUUUUUUUUCUGGCAAAUCACAUGUAGUGUUGAUAUGAGUAGAGAAUCUGAUGAAAAAAAUGUCAAAAUAACCAAGGUGAAAAAUUUUUAGGAUAACUUGGUGUGCUUACCUGGAAAUUUAUUGUUUCAGACCCUCAAUUUCAAAAGGUUCCACAGAACUAGUUCUGCACUUAUCUCACCAUGUUUAUGUGUAGUCCUACAGGGAGCUUUUAUUUAGAAAAUGUCUGCAUAAUGGUAGAUUCUACCCAUCUACAUUAUGCACUACAUAAUUGGAUUUCAUUAUGAUUUUGAAAUGCUUAUAUGCCUGUUGAAUAAGUUAAACUAUUUAAUUUGUUUUAUGUUUUAGACUGCUACACAAUACAGUAUAUAAAUUUAGGCAUGAGGGUUAUUUUAUUUUUUUUGUUUUUUUGUCAGCGCACUAUGGAACACAAAUGAAAUUCUUUUAAUUUAUAAGAAGAUAGUUAGGAAUUAAAUUUUGAAAAUGGUCGUAAUGAGCCAUGAUGUUCAAUCCUAUAGGUACUGCUUUCAGACAUAUAGUCCAUUUUUGAUGACUUCUUAUUUUGUUGAAACUGCUUUAACUGCUAAUCACUGUGGUUGCCAAAUAUUUCAGGAGCAAACAUUUUCAAGCAAGCAUGCACUCGAUGCAAGUAUCAAUUUGGCUUUUAUUUUCAUAAAUUAUUUUGUCUCUUUACUGUUUUUGUUUCACUCCUGUUUAGCUCAGUUUUCACAUAAAAGCAGAAUUGUAUCUUGUAUUUUUUUGUUGUUACAAGACCCAUGAACUGCUUUCAUGCUGAAAAUGCUCAUGUCUCUGUUCACUUCUUCAACAGGCAAAGAAGGGUUUAUUGCUUUCUUAAACAUUUCUGAAUGGCAGGUUAAAAAAUGUAAAACUUUACUGCUGAGUAUGGUCUUUAGCGGGAAUAGAUUUUGCGUGGUGUGUCCAGGCAUUUUCAAAGGUCUGAUGUUGACAUCAAAGGAAUGUACUUCAUAAUAGCAGUACAUUUUAUUUAGGUGUGGAAGUGAUUUUAAGAAACAAUGACAUAUUAAAAUGACUUUUUAUUUACGUGAUUCUGAAACUGACUAGAAAGUUUUCUCCAUAGGUAUUAUAUUAAUAUUCCAAUCAUAACUUAAAUUCAGGAAUACAGUUCUACCAAAAGGAAAAUUCUAUUCAGGUUACUGGAAUUGGUUAUUAAAAAAAAAAAAAUCUGCUGCUUUCAGUAUUUCCUGAUUUCAUAUUUGUAAAUAUGAAGAGGAAUUUCAAUUAUGAAAAAUUUAAAAAGAUAUAUAUGUGCUAUUGUUUCUUGUCUUGCAGAUCUUGAGUUAUAGUAUUGUUUUCAGAUUGAUUAAUUUGAGUAUGCUGUUUUGAAAUGAGACGCCAUUAGCUUUUCUUUUCCAGUAUAAAUUGUUUAAGAAAGUCUGAUAUUGGUUCAUGGCCUAGUGCCUUGGUUUUACAGACUUUUCCUUUUAAGUGCAAGACCUUUUCAACAAAAUAGUGUUUGUCAUCAGUUUGGUACUAAACAUUUAUAAUUACUGUGUAAUUAUAAACAAAAAUACAUAAAGCUUUGAAUAUAAUUAUGUAGCAUAAAAGUUAAGGUUGUUCACUCUAUGAUGGCAUCUUAGAAUUAAACAAUACUAUUACUAGGGCUGAAAAGAAGACUGGUUCAAUGUGGUGUGAUUAUUCUGAGGAUAAAUGUCUGGUUACAGGGAAUAUUUUGUACUGAAAAAUGCUUUUCACAUAUGGCUGGGUGUGUGAGUAUGUGUAAGUGUGUGUCUGUGAGAGAGAUUGACAGAGGUUGAAAGAGACACAUGCUCACACACAAUUUUAAUUGCUUUAAUUCAUUUACUGUUUUCUCAGUCUUCAUUCUGGUAAAUUCCCCAUGCUGAUUAUUAUUUUGUUUUAAACUGAACCGCAGGUACAGUUUCCUUUUUUGCCAAAUGUCACAACAGGUACACAUUUUAAAAUGUAAUGCUUUUAAAAUAGAAAGUGUAUAAAAUUAGAAGUACCCACAUAUAAAAAUACUUGAGGUCAAGAUUAUCUUUAGUGACUAUCAUCUGCAUAUCUCUGUAAGUUCAACUGUGUUUCUUACAAUCCCUGUCAUACUACCAACAGAGGCAAUAAAAGCUUCAGUGAAAUUGCCAUGACUAAAUCUUUUCACAUAUUAUUUCAGUGUAAUAUUUUUAAAGACUAAAAUAUACUGAAAACUUUUCCAGGAAGAGUAAUUAUUCAUGGAAAGAGCAUUGUAAUGGCAAGUUCUGGGGAGAAAAGACAUGCCAAGUCUUGUUUACUACAUUUAAAUGUUUACAACUAUACUGGGCUGCUUUACCUAAUUAACAGUACUGUAGUUGUGUAAUAUGGAAUUGUAAGUAUUGUGUUCUUCAUUAGACUUUUAAAAAGUUUUAAUGAGAGAAAGUAAACAAUAAAAUAACAUGGAAAAUCUUUUAUAUAAUAUCCUUACUGGGGAAUUCUUAUUUAAGCAAGGUAUACUAUUUUUUUUUUCCUCAGAAAGAUUUAAGUGAAUGAAGUAUUCUUCUAUUUCUUAUUUGAUGAUAAUCAAGAAGUUUGAGUAGUUAUAGCUAGUUUAACAUGCACUUUGCUUAAGUUUUUUUUUUAACAGGUUACCAUUAAGAUUACAUAUUGUAAACUGUAACUUCUGCAUAUGAAUGACAGGAGAAGGUUAAAUCUAAUUAAAAAAAUUUGGCGUAAAAAAGGAAAGUGGUGCUGGGGAGACUUACUAUAGUUCACAAAGUAUGCCUUUGUAAAUCUGAGUCACUUUUAGCAAGAAUUAAUUUAUGUAGUUCUAAAUGUUAAAUUGUGUAUAUUUAACAGAAAAUAACUUGGCAGCUCAGCAGUUUUAAAUGUUACUUUAUACUUUUAACAAUAUUGAUUUAUAUUGAAUACAUAGAUGUUUUGAUAAGAUUUUAUCAAAUUUGAUAAUGUAAUGAAAAUGUUUUUAAAAUGUGAACUAUUUAACAUCUUAAUAAUUGAGGACAACAAUACAUGAAUUUGUGAUUACAUAAUGUGAUAAUUAGGGUUCAAAUUAUGGCUCAUUUGAUUAUAAACAAGUGUAUUUCUCAACUCUUUAUUUGCCUCCAUUUUUACAAUCAUAUCAAUAAUUAUUUUUACUUUAUAGAAAUGUGGUGAAGUUAUAUAUCUUGAUAUCUUUAUCUUUGAUUUCUGAGGGCAAGGGGUUUAUAUUUUAUAGUUCAGAUAAAUUUGAAAUUUUGUAAUAGUACAAGUCCCCUUUUCCAGGGUUAUCCUUAUUAUUUGUUGCCAUUUUGGUUGAAUAUUUGUUUGUUUUGUACCUGAUUUUGGAGGCAGAUAGUGCUGAUUUUUAGAACUCCUAAUAGAGUUACAUAAUGGUUUUACCAGAACAUUCUUGACAUCUUACCUUCUUUACUGCCUGUUGGGCAAUUGGCAUAUCCUACGGACCAACUCAUUCAUUUGACAACUUCAUUAUACCCAGUGUUUUGUGUAAUUAUGGCUUUUGGCUUUGAUCCUUUUUAAACUGUUAAAUAAGGAAAUUAUGAUAAAAAGGUGCAUAACCUUUGUAGUAGACAGAAUUCCUAAAAAGUAGUCUUAAUUUACAGAGUUUAAAGACAUUAUUUUGGGAAUCAUUUUAUAAUUACCCACUUUAAAAAUAGAGAUUCUAAAAAGAGUUUUUAUUUAUACCAAGUUUUUCUUGCAAGUAUUGCUGAGGUAUUUUCAGUUUAAUUUUUUUGUAUUUGUGCUGUGCAGAAAUCAGUGUAGCUUGUAACGUAGAGCAUUGGAUUUCAAGCCAUACCUUGAGGCUCCUGUAUUCCAUGAGAUUGGGCCAUGGCUGGCAGGUCUUUCCUUCCAUUCCCUCUAAAGCUUUUUACUUAACUUGUGUAGGUUAUUGGCAUUUCACAUGAGAUUUGGUUUUGGGAAAAAUGUUAGGUUAAACUUUUUUUUAAAUAGCUGCCUCAGAGGGAACAUUACCAUGGCAGAUCUUUUAGUGAAAUGGAAAGAGAUGCAGUCAGACUGAAAUAAAAGGAGGUCAUAGAAGGCAGCACUACUUUGGAAAGAAGAAUUUUGACAAAAUAGUGAAAGCAAAGCUUGAUCUGAGACAAUGAAGACUUUGACAUUUAUACGAGGCAACAUGUUAGUGGCUUAAUGACCAAAUAAAACAAGGGAUAAUACUCAUUUUAUGUUUAGAAAGUAUGCAUAUAGAUGCAUGUUCAAUAUAAAUACUUCCAAUUUUAUUUCAGGUUAUGAAAUACUCUAAGAAAACUUUGUAUCUAAUGGAAAAAUUGGGCAAUACCAAGCAAGAGAUUUUUAUGAAAAGGAACAAUAUAGGGCAUAAGUUUAGGGGAAAACAAAAUGGCUAAGAGAAAAUGCUAAUAAUAUAAGCUGUAGACCAUUAUUUUGUCACAUAGUUACAUGACACAUAGCUAAAAGAAUAAUAUUUUAUCCAUAAGGUUUAGAAAUGUAAUUGGAACCCUUUAAAAAUAGCAUGUUUAGUUUUUAAGCAAAUGCUAAUAUUCUCAAUUCUGAUAGAAUGCAUUGUAUUGAAAUUACAUGAAAUGAAUAGGCUGUCAACCAGAGCUUUAAAAUAGUUAUUCCUCAGAUUCUGUUGUAAUGGUACUUAAGUAACUUAAUUAUAGUUUUCACAUCAUAAAACUCAUUGAAGUGUACAAAUAAAUGGUUUCAGUAAAUUUA